UAACAAUUAGAAGUUGGUCAUUUCGUUGAUUGUGAUUUUUUAGUGAAAGUGUUUCUACUUCCACUUUGGACCAUAAUUUUAGCAAAAGAAAAUGGACGGGGCAGAUACUGAUGAACAAGUAAUUAGGCGUUUAUUGGAUGAGGUUGACAUAAAAUAUGAUGAUGAUGUGGUAAAUUACAUUGGUGUCGUAUAUCAAGAUCUUGUUAAACGAGUUCUGUUUAAAGCUAGAGAUAUUGCUGAACAUUUUGACAGGGCUUGUGUGAGUGAAAGUGAUAUAUCGGCUGCAAUCAAGCUGGAUGAGGAUUCUAUGCGCGCACCACCUUCAAACAAGGAAUUAGCUGAGCUGAGUAAAAAGGUUAACAGUAAGCCAUUGCCUAAGGUUACACCAUUUGGAUUACGUUACCCAAGUCAAGGUUCAGCUAUUAGACCUUUAAAAUAAUUGGAUGUGGUGUUGACAAAAGAAAUACUCUUCAACAAUGCCAUACAAAAAUGGUGAUUGAGAUGCUUAAUAACAACGAAGCCUUCAUUUAAUUUACAAACACCAUUCUUCAUACUCAUCAAAAAAUUAAUAUUAUUUAUAUUCGAUUUAAUAGUUAGUUAUAGAAAUGUAAGAUCUGUUCAAUAAAGUGUUUCUU
Messenger RNA from Teleopsis dalmanni, 635 nucleotides. RefSeq lists its product as uncharacterized. Lineage: Eukaryota; Metazoa; Arthropoda; Insecta; Diptera; Diopsidae. Gene Ontology annotation, biological process: DNA-templated transcription initiation. Gene Ontology annotation, molecular function: protein heterodimerization activity. Bases 92 to 439 code for a protein of 115 amino acids. The record is from RefSeq and is a predicted model, not a curated record. The transcript is spliced from 4 exons.